Molecule: messenger RNA, 1725 nt
Organism: Arabidopsis thaliana (thale cress)
Lineage: Eukaryota; Viridiplantae; Streptophyta; Magnoliopsida; Brassicales; Brassicaceae
Product: Dof-type zinc finger DNA-binding family protein
Exons: 2
Coding region: 509-1480 (323 amino acids)
Biological process (GO): regulation of DNA-templated transcription
Cellular component (GO): nucleus
Molecular function (GO): DNA-binding transcription factor activity; DNA binding
Source: RefSeq, marked reviewed
ACCCAUGUUUAGAAAAGCAUUAUGUUCUCACUUUAUCUUUGUGCUCCUUCACUAUCAUCAUCUUCUCUCUAAACCUCUAUCUUCUCUCUUUCUCUUUUGGUUCUGUGCUCGAUCUCCUCACAUCUCUCUUUAACCUUUGGUUCCCUUCUUUCGUUUUUAUAUGAUUCUCCCACCAUUUUUGUUCUUUUGAGUUUUAAAGAUCCAUCAAACUUUAUUAAAGAAAGAAGAACAAAGAGAUAAAAGGGAAGAAGAACAAUGGUUUUCUCAUCCGUCUCAAGCUUUUUAGAUCCACCAAUUAAUUGGCCACAGGUUCUUUGAUCUUCCAUUAUACCUAAUUCUCUCUUUCUCUACUUUCUUUUUGUGUGAUUUUUACCGCUCUUAAAUUCUUCAUUGAUUGUUUUGAUUCUUAUAUUAAUAAUUUUGAUUCAUUUUUUCUAAAAGAUAUAUUCCUAUUCUCAUCUUCAUUCAUCUUUAAGCUCUUCUUUUUUCAAAGUUCCAAAACAUAUUCAUGUCUGCGAAUCCAAAUAACCAUCCUCAUCAUCAUCAGCUACAAGAAAAUGGAAGUUUAGUUAGUGGCCACCACCAAGUACUCUCUCACCACUUCCCACAAAACCCUAACCCUAACCACCACCAUGUUGAGACAGCAGCCGCCACCACCGUUGAUCCGAGCAGUCUCAAUGGCCAGGCGGCUGAGAGAGCGAGGCUAGCUAAGAACUCUCAGCCGCCAGAGGGAGCCCUAAAGUGUCCUCGAUGUGACUCAGCCAAUACCAAGUUCUGUUACUUCAACAACUACAACCUCACGCAGCCACGCCACUUCUGCAAAGCUUGCCGUCGCUACUGGACACGUGGCGGUGCCUUGAGGAACGUACCUGUCGGUGGUGGCUGCCGGAGGAAUAAGAAGGGUAAAUCCGGAAAUUCAAAGUCUUCCUCUUCCUCUCAGAACAAGCAGUCAACGUCUAUGGUCAACGCUACAAGCCCUACUAAUACUAGUAAUGUCCAGCUCCAAACAAAUAGCCAAUUCCCAUUUUUGCCCACUCUACAAAACCUCACUCAACUUGGUGGUAUUGGUUUAAACUUAGCCGCCAUUAAUGGAAAUAAUGGUGGAAAUGGUAACACUAGCUCAAGUUUCUUGAAUGACUUAGGGUUUUUUCAUGGUGGUAACACUUCAGGUCCGGUCAUGGGUAACAACAACGAGAAUAACCUAAUGACUUCUCUUGGAUCAUCCAGCCACUUUGCUUUGUUCGAUCGAACCAUGGGAUUAUAUAAUUUCCCUAACGAGGUAAAUAUGGGAUUAUCUUCUAUUGGUGCUACUAGGGUUUCUCAAACUGCUCAGGUGAAAAUGGAGGACAACCAUUUGGGUAAUAUAAGCCGCCCGGUUUCGGGGUUGACAUCUCCAGGGAAUCAAUCCAAUCAAUAUUGGACCGGUCAAGGUCUCCCCGGUUCUUCAUCUAACGAUCAUCAUCACCAGCAUCUUAUGUGAUUGUGUUUCUUAGCCGUCGGAUUAUUCAUGGACCUUGUUAAAGAUCCAAUGCAUAUGGAGAAACUAAAAGGUAUAUUAGAAUCGGUUUGUUAUAGUCAAUGGGUGCAUAUAGAAUCAGGUGUGACAAAGAAUUAUUCGUAUUGUGUGAUUAUGAACUUGUUAGAUGUAUGAGAGUGUACUUGUCGAGUUUGUGUUUGUUCAAUUCGUAUUAUUCACUCAAAUUUUCAUAAAAUAAUACUAACUUA